GGGCCCAUUAGACUUGGCCUACUCAGUAUAUGAACGAACCAUCCUUAGGCUCCACAAUCAACAACACGUUCAUUCUCUAAGCAGUUACAUACCCAUUUCUUCCUCUAUUAUUGGGGCCAUUCAAAUCCCACACCUGUUUCCUCCUGGGUUUUGUUCCACAAUAAUAAACCAUAAUUGGAAGAAGACGAUGAUGCCCAAAAUAGUGAAGCAUCUCAUGCUCCUCUCAACUAUAGCACUUCUUAUCAUCCUUCAUGGACUUGCGGAAGGAGUACUGGAUGUGAAAAACCAGAAGGAGAAGAAGACGUACAUCGUUCACAUGGAUAGAUCCAACAUGCCCUCUGGCUAUAAUGAUCAUCUCCACUGGUACGAUUCGUCGUUGAAGUCGGUUUCUGAUAGCGGCAUGCUUUACUCUUACAAUAAUGUCAUCCAUGGCUACUCAGCACAUCUGACUGCCGACGAAGCCAAAAUGCUCGAGCGGCGGGCAGGGGUCAUCUCUAUCCAGGAGGAGGUGAAAUACGAGCUUCACACGACACGGUCGCCCUUGUUUCUCGGACUUGACGGAGGGGCGGCGGAAAGCAAAGAGUCAUUUGCUUACAGUAUAAGGAAAACCAAGAGUGAGGUUGUGGUUGGUGUGAUAGACACCGGUGUUUGGCCGGAAUCAAGGAGUUUCGAUGACACCGGGCUUGGUCCAGUUCCCAAAAGCUGGAAAGGGGUGUGCGAGGUAGGAAAGAGCUUCAACUCGUCAAGCUGUAACCGGAAACUCAUUGGUGCAAGGUUUUUCGCAAGUGGGUAUGAGGCGGCAAACGGACAGGUUGAUGAGACCAUUGAGUCCAGGUCACCCAUGGAUGAUGACGGCCACGGCACACACACGGCAUCGACUGCAGCUGGAUCAACAGUCAUCGGAGCAAACUUGUUUGGUUUCGGUUCUGGCACGGCACGUGGGAUGGCCCCACAAGCAAGGGUUGCGGCGUACAAAGCGUGCUGGCUGGGAGGGUGCUUGAGCAGCGACAUAUUAGCCGCCAUUGAAAAGGCCAUAGAAGAUGGGGUGAAUAUACUCUCAAUAUCACUUGGCGCUGCGGCCGGCGAAUACUACAGUGACCCAAUAGCAAUAGGAGCGUUCGCAGCAGCCAGCAGAGGAAUCUUUGUGUCCUGCUCGGCUGGAAACGGCGGACCCUUCCCAAAUAGCCUCUCCAAUAUUGCCCCGUGGAUAACAACAGUGGGUGCAGGAACAAUCGACCGUGCCUUCCCGGCAUAUAUCAGUAUUGGUAAUGGGAAGAAAUUCGAAGGGGUAUCACUUUACGGGGGGAACCCCUUGUCUACUUCCCAGGUACCCCUAGUAUAUGCCGGUAGUAAUGGCACUUCAUUAGAUGGAGGAUUAUGCACCGCAGGCAGUCUGGUUCCUAAAAAGGUAGCCGGGAAAAUUGUGGUAUGCGACAGAGGUGAGAACAGGAGAGCAGAAAAGGGUUUGGUUGUACGAGAUGCAGGUGGGAUAGGCAUGAUACUAGCAAACACUGACCUUAGCGAAGAUGACCGGAUUGCAGAUGCCCAUCUCAUCCCAACAGCAGCCGUGGGUGAGACCGCAGGUGACACGAUAAAGAACUACAUAUCUUCCACCCGCAAUCCAACAGCCACGAUCGGAUUUGGGGGAACAAGGUUGGAAGUCCAGCCGUCACCUGUUCUGGCUGCUUUCAGCUCUAGAGGCCCAAACUCGAUCACACCUGAGAUACUAAAACCGGAUUUCAUAGCACCCGGGGUUAACAUCCUUGCGAGUUGGACGCAGAGAGUCGGACCGACCGGGUUGCCACAAGACAAGAGGCGUGCCGACUUCAAUAUCAUCUCUGGGACUUCAAUGUCAUGCCCGCAUGUGAGCGGACUGGCUGCGCUACUCAAAACCGCUCAUCCCGAAUGGAGCCCUGCAGCUAUAAGAUCAGCACUUGCAACAACAGCUUAUAGAACAUACAGGAAUGGGAAGACCAUUGAAGAUGCAGCAAAUGGUAUGCCAUCAACACCGUUUGAUCACGGUGCUGGCCAUGUAAACCCGGUAUCAGCACUUGAUCCGGGUCUUGUUUAUGAUGCAACAGUUGAUGAUUACACAAACUUCCUUUGUGCCACUGGAUACAGUGCAAGUCUGAUCAAGAUCAUCACAAAGAAAUAUGUGUCGUGUGGUACAACGAAAGAACACAGAAUUGCUGAUCUUAAUUACCCAACUUUUGCUGUUCCUUUCGAGACGGCUUGGGGUAAGGGUGGUGAGAAAAAAACAGUGGUCAAGUACACAAGGACACUCACAAAUGUGGGCAAACCAGCUACUUACAAGGCCUCAUUCUCUGUUCAGACCAAGUCUGUAGAGAUGAUAGUUGAGCCACAAGCUUUGAGUUUUAGUAGACUGAACGAGAAGAAGAGCUACAUAGUGACAUUUAUUGCUAGUUCUAUGCCAUCUGGCACCACUGGCUUUGCCCAUCUGGAAUGGUCAGAUGAAAAACAUAAUGUCCAUAGCCCAAUUGCUUUUAGCUGGACAUGAUUAUAUGGCAGUCAUCCAUACCCCCCAUGAUCAUUAAUGAUACCACCUCUGAUCAAGAAAAAAGAGUCUUGAUUGUAAUACUAAGAUUCAAUAUUACAAAAAGACUCUUUCUGUGAUGUAGGGAGUAAUAUGGAAUGGGUUAUUGUUUAAUUCUCAGGCAACCAGACCUGACAUGUAUUAUCAAGAAACGUUUGUGUAUAAU
This is a messenger RNA of Cuscuta campestris, 2720 nucleotides long. Lineage: Eukaryota; Viridiplantae; Streptophyta; Magnoliopsida; Solanales; Convolvulaceae. The record is from the annotation of a GenBank genome assembly.